Molecule: messenger RNA, 1407 nt
Organism: Miniopterus natalensis
Lineage: Eukaryota; Metazoa; Chordata; Mammalia; Chiroptera; Miniopteridae
Gene: RFC4
Product: replication factor C subunit 4
Biological process (GO): DNA-templated DNA replication; DNA repair
Cellular component (GO): nucleus; DNA replication factor C complex
Molecular function (GO): DNA binding; DNA clamp loader activity; ATP hydrolysis activity
Source: RefSeq, a predicted model, not a curated record
CCGCUCUGUGGCGGGNGAACCGAGGCGACUGUGCUGACAGCGGCAACUCAGUCACCCUGUCGGGCUGCUCGGGGCUCCCAGAGCCUCAUAGUUUCAGAUUGGGGAACGGAGCUAAGGCUUCGAUACCGCUUCGCCCUUUCAUCGUCCCGGAAGCCCCAGGAACGAGCCGGCCGCGUCCUCGCUCCCGAGACGAGCGUCCGAAAGGCCCAGGCAUCGCCCGAGAACGCGCGCGGUGAGCCGGGGUAUCAGGGUGAAGUAACCAUGCAGGCAUUUCUAAAAGGCACAUCUAUCAGUACUAAACCACCAGUGACCAAGGAUCGAGGAGUAGCUGCCAUUGCUGGAAGUAGUGGAGAAAACAAGAAAGCCAAACCUGUUCCAUGGGUGGAAAAAUAUCGCCCAAAAUGUGUGGAUGAAGUUGCUUUCCAGGAAGAAGUGGUUGCAGUGCUGAAAAAGUCUUUAGAAGGAGCUGAUCUCCCUAAUCUCCUGUUUUACGGGCCACCUGGAACGGGAAAAACAUCCACUAUUUUGGCAGCAGCUAGGGAACUCUUUGGGCAUGAACUUUUUCGAUUAAGAGUUCUUGAGUUAAAUGCAUCUGAUGAACGUGGAAUACAAGUAGUUAGAGAGAAAGUGAAGAAUUUUGCUCAAUUAACUGUAUCAGGAAGUCGUUCAGAUGGGAAGCCAUGUCCUCCUUUUAAAAUUGUGAUUCUGGAUGAAGCAGAUUCUAUGACCUCAGCUGCUCAGGCAGCUUUAAGACGUACCAUGGAAAAAGAGUCUAAAACCACCCGAUUCUGUCUCAUCUGUAACUAUGUCAGUCGAAUAAUUGAACCUCUGACCUCUAGAUGUUCUAAAUUCCGCUUCAAACCUCUGUCAGAUAAAAUUCAACAGCAGCGAUUACUAGACAUUGCUGAUAAAGAACAUGUCAAAAUUAGCAAUGAGGGACUGUCUUGUCUUGUUAAAGUAUCAGAAGGAGACUUAAGAAAGGCCAUUACAUUUCUUCAAAGUGCUACUCGAUUAACAGGUGGGAAGGAGGUCACAGAGAAGGUGAUCACAGACAUUGCUGGGGUAAUACCAGCCAAGACAAUUGAUGGAGUAUUUGCUGCAUGUCAGAGUGGCUCUUUUGACAAACUAGAAGCUGUGGUAAAGGACUUAAUAAAUGAGGGUCAUGCAGCAACUCAGCUUGUAAAUCAACUUCAUGAUGUUGUUGUAGAAAAUGAUGACCUUUCUGAUAAACAGAAGUCCAUUAUUACAGAAAAACUUGCUGAAGUAGAUAAAUGCUUAGCAGAUGGUGCUGAUGAACAUCUACAAUUGAUUAGCCUCUGUGCUAUUGUGAUGCAGCAGUUAACCCAGAAUUGUUAAAACUAUAUUCAGUUCAUAUCGGGGCUUUUAAUAAAAAAAAUAACCAAAGCA